CUUAAAGGCACAUAAUAAUAAAAAAUAAGGAGCAAAAAAAUAAUAGAGAUUAGUGUAAACUAUAAAUUGUGUGCUAAAGGAUAGUACCUGUGGACAUUUGCGCAUUCAUAAUAAAUUUCGGCGGAAUUUCUCGGACGGAAAAAAAAUAUAUAGAACGAGUGAUUGCAUAAAAAAUUUGUUUUUUUUUUUUCAUCCUUACUUCGUUCUCUCUGUUGAAUCAUCAUCAUCAUCAGUUUUUCUUUUGUGCCGCGUAAUUUUUUUUUUUGUGUGUUAUUUUAUGAAUCGCUUGAUUCUUCCAAGAAUAUUGGAGUGUCGGGCAACUACAAAGUCACAUCUGAUGAGUGAGAAGUGAGAGAGAAAGAGCAGUUUAUGGAGAAAAUCUAGAGGUUGUUACAUAAUAAAAUAUCAUAUAUACGUGUAUAGAAUUUAUGAAUUAUAAAAAAAAAAUUAUUGUGCUGAUUACAUCAUCAAUUAAUUUGAGUGAUAUUGUCACCGCCGAUUAAGAUUAAAAUCAUUCACCCGGUUCUAGUUUUAUUGUGGCUGAGAGAAAAAAAAAUCUUUGUGAUUACAUAAAUAAUUCAGAGAAUAUGCUGAUGACAUAACGCGUAGCCGUUAUCAUUUUAUUUUAUAUAGCUAGCAAAUAAUGCUUACUUAUAGUGCUUAAAGGAGUAAAGAAAAAAAAUUGAGUGUGAAAAAAAAAUUAUUUUUGUAGUGAAUUAUUCCUCAUUUCCACACAUCCUCCGUAAUAAGAGUUAUAAAGUUAAAAAUGGCAACGCUCUUGGAAUUGGCAAAAGAUGCAUUUAAAAAUCACAAUUAUAUUUUAUCAUGCGAAAUUUAUGAGAGACUAUUGCGCGAGAAAGGACGAAAGUCGACAGAACUUUAUUUUGGCUAUGGUGAUUCGCUCGCGAAAUGUGCACGAAUAAAGGAGGCAUUAGACAUUUAUGCACACAUUUGUUAUCAAUUAUGUGAAAUUAUACCCGUAGAGAAACUCAAGUGCUUAGCUAGUUCAAUAAUUGAAUUUAUUGUAAACAAAAGGACCAACAACAGCAACAGCAACAAUAAUUUAUCAUCAAGUAUGUCUGAUAAUGAAAUAGUUGAUCCACUUUGUUGUCCUGUGUGUGAGGAUGUAUUAAAAUAUCCAGUCACAUCAUUAUGUGGUCAUACAUAUUGUCGAGAGUGCUGCUUCGGACGUACAAAAUGUAUUGUGUGUGGACAAAAAUUUCCUAUCAUCAGUACCGCAAUACUACAUAAUAAUAAUAAACAGCAAGAGCCAAAUAAUCAUCAUCAACAACAGCAACCAUCACCAUCAUCAUCCACGACAACAAUUACCGCAGAUAAUAUUAAUAUGCCAUCGACAGCAAUUGUUAAAAAUUCAACAAUAACAUCAGAAUUAUCAUCAAUUGAUGGAAAUGAGAAUGAGAAUAGUGUAGAUAUGUCAAAUAUUAGUGAUGUGGAUAUGUAUCAAUGGCAUGAUAGUGUGUCAAAUGACAGUGAAACCUUCGGUAUUGGAUUUGAGCAGGACAUUUUAAUUAGACGAUUUGUUGAGAAAUGGUGGAGUCCACUUCUUAAGGCAUCAGAACUUAACGAUGAGGCUGAACGAUAUCUUCAGCAAAACUUACUCGAUGAGGCUUUAAAAUGUUGCAAUCAAAGUUUAGAAUGUGCACCUAACAAUUUCAAAGGCCUGCUGUUACGCUCGCAUGUAUUGUAUCGAUUGAAACACUAUCAAAGUUCAUUGGCCGAUGUCGAAAAUGCCCUCAAAAGUCGUCCAACAUCCUACAAGAGUCAUUAUCGGAGAGCAUUAGCACUGAGUGGUUUGGGGAGAAUUGAGGAAUCAUUUGUCGCUUAUUGCGUGUCGAUAUGCCUAGAUAAAAGAUCUGAAAACUUAACAAAUUCUCUACGGUACGACUUGUCGAGGCUUCUGCAACGGAUCUUUAUGUCGAAUAGGUCAAUCAAUAGCCAUUUAUUAUCAACAUCAGCUCCGUACAUUCUCACGACACGCAGUCGACGACGACAACGGUAUUUUAGUGAACAGCAUGAACAACAUGAUUACCAUCAAUUCAUAAGCAACAAUGAGUAUGAUUACGAGGACGAUAAUUCGAGUUGUGGCGAAGGUGAAGAUUAUCAUCCAUUCUUAGAUCGAAUUCGCAAUAGACACAAUCGUCGACUCUUUCGGCGCCUCAAUAAUAUUAAUCACAAUCAUUUAGAUAGUCAACAAAUCAUUCCAAGACAAAACGCUCGACUAAGAUCAUUGUUCGAUAGAGUAAAUCAGGAAAUUGAAAAAUAUCGAAGAAUGGAACCAAAGUCAUCUUCAUUAUUACAUGUUGAUCCAUCGAAAAUUGAAGCAUCUGAUUUUGAUUGUGUACUUUGUUGUAGGACGCUUUAUAGACCUGUUGUUACGCCAUGCGGACAUACAUAUUGUUGGGUAUGCUUAGAUCGUUGUAUGGACUAUUCGACAUAUUGUCCCUUAUGUAUGGCACCGCUGAUUGAGCAAUAUAGGAAUCAUUUGAAUUUUAAUCAUGUUCAGAAUCCAACAUUGCUCUCAUUGUCGCGUCGUAACAUCACGCGUUUUAUCGAAACGGCUAUGAAACGUUAUAUUCCAAAAAUUUAUGCAAAACGUCAGCUACAGGAAUUGGAAAAAGAACCGGCAAUUCCUAUAUUUAUUUGUACAACAGCAUUUCCCUCAGUUCCAUGUCCUCUCUUUAUUUAUGAGCCUCGUUAUCGUCUUAUGGUGCGUCGAGCUAUCGAAAGUGGCUCACGUCAAUUCGGUAUUGUAUUGGCAUCAAGCACACGUCAACGAUAUGUUGAUUAUGGGACCAUGCUUGAAAUACGCGAUUGUGUUCAACUUGCCGACGGAUGUUCAAUUUUAAGUACCGUUGGUACGAAGAGAUUCCGUGUCAUUCGUCGUAGUGAAAAGGACGGAUAUGAGACGGCAAAUAUUGAGUAUAUUAAGGACGAGGCAAUUUGUGAUGAGAAUUAUGAUUCAAUUAUGGACCUGCAUUAUCGAGUGAUGGAGAAAGCCAAACAAUGGUGUGAAAGUUUGCCAGAGAAUAUUAAAAAUGAGAUUUUAAAGAGCUUUGGACAGAUGCCAGAAUUGGAAAUGGAUUGGGAGAUUAGCUGCGAUGGCCCAUCAUGGACAUGGUGGAUUAUUGCGAUUCUCCCAUUGAGUCCAUUAUUAAAAGUCAACAUUCUGGCAACGACAAGUUUAGAGAAGCGAUUGAGAGCAAUUGAUAAGACAUUGAUAGAAUAUAUGGCGGCACAACAGAAGAGAUCAUUGUGCUUAUUAUCUGGUUGUGAAGGCUUACCAGCAUGCCAAGCUAUUGAAUGUUGCCAAAGAGCUACCUCGACACAACAAUUAGACGAUAGACAUCACCCAAACACAAAUCAGUCAACUGAAUAUCUUCUUUAAGUAUCAACAUUUGCUAUUUAUCAAAAUCCAAUAAGAAAUCAAAAAAUAUAUAUUUAAAAUCCUCUUUAUACAACACAAUAGUUCUAUAUACAUCCAGUUUGAGAUAUUAUCUAUCGAUAAAGCAGUCUUUUCUUUUCCUUCGAGACUUCUUCUUGUUCUUAUUACAUUCUCUUCCUCUCUUCUCUUUCUAUCUCUAUCUUUAUCUUUUUCCUGAAAUUCAUAUUAUAUUCAAGCUAGACUUCAAAACUUUUUAUCUCAGCUAUAAACAAAUUUCUAUUUCUCAAUUACCCAAUUACCUAUUGUAAAUGUCGUGAGCACUGCGAGAAUCUCUAGUUGUUAUUGCAAUAAAAGCAAGAUCCUGGCUUCUGGUGGGGAUUCGAAUAAGGAUUUGGAACUGAUGAACUGAGUUUUGAUCAGUUGCACAAUUCUUGAAUUUGAGGGGGAAUCAUUGUGAUGGGAAAUUCUGAGGGAGAUUGAAUAUGAUGGAGAAAAUAUUUGAUAAGAAAUUUUAAGGGGAAAACAACAUGAUUUGAACAAGUUUAGUGUGAAUUUCUCAUCAUGUUGUUUUCCCCUUGAUAAUUUACUUCAGAUUUUACUCUCAUCAUGUUGUUAUCCCCUUGUUAAUUUGCAAUUAUUUUCCUCAUCAUGCUGUUACCCCCUUUAAAAUUCCCAAAUGUCCCAAAAUGUUGUUUUCUCCUCAAUCGUUGCAAGCGAACUUAUAGAACAGAUUGGUGCCUAUUGACUAGCUACUAAGUCUCAAAGACUAGCUACUAAGGCACAAAUGGAUCGAAAACUCGAGAUUCCACAAUGCGUACGACAUGAAACAUUUUUAAUCAAAUAUCAAUCAAUCACAAGUUCCCUUUUCUACCAGAUGAACCACAAGACAUAAACACAUCCACAAAGUGAAUAUAAAAUUUUACAUUUUACAAAUUUAAAAAAAAGAGAAAAUUUAAGCAAUCUGCAUUUUUUUCAUAAAGCAAUCUUAUGAUAGCUGAGAAUACUUCCAUAUAAUAAUGAAAAGAUUUUUUUCCUUAAAAAUGAGAACAUUUAUACCUGCAUAUUAAGUAAUUGUGUGUUGAACUUGUCCCGCAUUGUUUCUCAUCCCAGAUAUAUAAAUAUAUUUAAUUAUUGACAAAUUUUUUUGAGCUUUAAAUGGAAUAUUUCCUUAAUUUUGUUGAGAAAUUGUUUAUGGAAUUUUCUGGUGAUUAAUUAGCUUCACUGCGAAAUAAUUAAAAAAUCUCAAUUGAAUGUUGCUUAAAAUUUAGUGCAAAUUACUUUUAAAAAUCUCAAAUUAAAUGUGAAAAAAUUCGUUAAAAUUUGAAAUGUUUGUUAAAUUUUUUUUUAAAUUGAAAAUUCGUUAAAAAUCACAGAAAAUUUCAUAAAUGUUGAAUUAAAAGAGUCAAUACUUCCAACGAUUAAUCAAACAGUAUUGACAGUCGAAAGUUUUAUUCCAAAAAAAAAACUAGUAAUUUUUUUUGUCCUUUAAAUUGUUUCCCAUUUAAUUAACUAUUCAUUCAUAUUAUUGAUGUUGAAAAAUAAGAGAAAAAAAUUGUUCCUUUAAUUACCCAGAUUCGUGUUUAAAAUAUAAGAUUAAUAAAGAAAUUGUUCAUCCUUUUCUUUUAUUAUUAUAAUUAUUUUUUAACCAAGGGAUGGUAGUUUUUUUUGACUUUCCAAAAAAUCCUCAAAUUUAUGAAAUUCAGAGGGGGCAGCAGAAUGAUGGGUAAAAAUUAAAUUACCCGCUCGUAAAAUCCCAAGAUUUUAAAGAAAAUUUCAAAUAAAAAGUUACCAUCCCUUGAACUAAAAUUAUCUCAUCAAAAAAGAUUAAAAAUUAAGAAGAAAAAGAAUUCUAUUUGCAUGUAAAACUAUUGAAUGAUAUGGCGCUGUGAUUGUGUUAUGUAAUCGACAAUCUUUUAAAACCUAACCUAAGUAAGAAUGCAAGAAGAAGAAAAAUAAAUCUUUAAUAUAUAUUUAACUAAGUAAGUGAUUAAUUAAGAGAAGCAACAAAUAUGUAGUAAAGAGAGAAAACAUAGAUUAUGUUGAGGACAAUUGUUUGAAUUUGGCAAGGAUGUCACUUUUUGAUUAUUGGGUGUCUUGUGGAUUGUUAGCUAAUAGGUAUUUAAAGAGAAGCUCAAUUCCUAUCAGGUACCAUAUUCUACAACUAUGGCAACUUGUACUUUAUCAGGAGCAUCCUAUUCUUGUUUUAAGGAGUCCUAUCCCACGCCAAUUACAAUAUGAACAAGUCUUAGCCGAGGACGAAGCUAGCUUAGAUGUUUAAUGAAGCUAAUGACUACUUGAAUUCAUAAUAAAUCUAAUCAGGCUUUGUCCUAUGAUACUAAGAAUACUAAGGAUACCAUACUCCAACCUAUUCUAAGUGUAUUCUAUUAGACAUCAAGCAAACACUAUUUUAGGUUAGACCAAAAAGCCUAGAGUAGGAUGUGCAUGAUGACUUAAAGAGCAGACUGAAGAGAUGUUUAGAUAUGAUAUAGCAAAGAUAUCAUAGAAUAAAGAUGUAGUUGGAAGUAGCUAGUAUAAAGUACCAAAUACUCCUAUAAAAACAUGCUAUUAAUAUACAUCCUUAUUAGAAUAGUGUUAAAGUACCUCAAUAGUUUGCCAUACCCAAAAUAAAAGUGCAAAUGACAUUCCUCGUCAACUCCAGACAAUUAUAGAACUCAACACCAACUACAACAACAAGAAUUUUUACCAAAAAAAAAAGAAUUAAAUAAGAAUAGAAAAAACAAUUCGUGGACACAAUUUCAUGCAUAAAUCAAUAUAUUCGACCAAUUAGUGAAACAUGAUGGCAUUAGUCUCUAUAUAAAAAAAAAUUUAAAAAAAAGUAAAUUAACUUAUUAAAAAUCCAUAUUUCGACAUACAUUAAAGAUCAUACAUUUUAGAAUAGGAUAUUAAAUGUUUUUCAAGAAUCCAUCAUGUAAUCGACCUUCUUCUAUACUAGAGAAAAAAAAACUUUAAAUAAAAAAUCCGACAGAGCCAUUUCUAUAGAUAUGUAAGGAACGAUAUCUAUUAACUCAAAUAAUUCCAAUUUUUCAUUUCUGUUCACUUUUCUUUUGUGUUUUUUCUUCAAUUCCCAAUUUUUAAUUGAGAACUGAAUGCUGUGAAAAUAAUUAUUUUAAUUUUUCUGUUUGUGUUCGUAAGGAUCUGAAUGACACGGAAUAUCUUUUUGAAGCUUCUCAUUUCUACAGUGUUGUUAUGCUGGAUGUCUGGGCUAGGUUGAAUUGAAGAUUUUGGAAAAGUUAUAACCUCAACCAGAAUGACUUGAAAGAACCAAAAACCAAGAAACAGGAAUCAAAAACCAAUGGUUCUUGGUUCUUGGAUCAAGGACUCUUUUACGAUACUGUGUUAACCUAAGCAGUUUCCUGGUGACGAAAAAAGCCUAAAGCUGAGAAUAAUGUGUAGACAUAGAUGCUUUCAAGUUUAUUCAGAAUCUAAAGUUAACCUGAAAGUUAAUUGUUUUGGUUUUAAUCCGCAUCACUAACCUAGAGUCAGUCAUUUCUUUGCUACAGAUCAAUCUCACAUAGAUUAGGACUAGCCCUGUCCAAAACCUAGAUAACAACACUGCAUUUCUAUAAAUUAAUGUAUGAAUUCGGUACAUGCAUUUGAUUUCAUACUAAUUGAAAUGAUUCUGAGAACUUUUGAGGUUAGACUUCAACAUCCAGAACUUUCGAGUAUGAAAUUAAGGAGCAUCUAUUGAACAAAAAUUAUAAUUACUGUAUUUUGUGUGAUCAUUAAUCAAAUAAGUUGAAAAGAAGAAAAAAAUAUUCUUGUGGCAUAAAAAAUAAUGAAAAAAUAAAUUACGUGCAUUUAAUUUAAAUAAUUUAUUUGACAGCUAUAUUAAUUUAUUUUAUCAAAUAAAGAAAAACAUGAAAAUCGACCAAAAUGGUCUCAAGAAUUUAAUAAUAAGGAUAAAAUAAAAUUGUAAUGAUUGUAAAAGUUUAUUACCUUAAUUAAAUGAGUUUGUGAAGUAAUUUAUGAAUGAUGAUGAUAAAAACAAGUGUAUUUAAAUAAUUCUUAAGUUUUUUAUACUUUCAAUAAUUAAUUUAAAAUGAAAAUGAAGAGAAACCUCUUGCUAUUUUGUCAAAUAAAUG
This is a messenger RNA of Chironomus riparius, 7506 nucleotides long. Lineage: Eukaryota; Metazoa; Arthropoda; Insecta; Diptera; Chironomidae. The record is from the annotation of a GenBank genome assembly.